This is a messenger RNA of Porites evermanni, 3120 nucleotides long. The record is from the annotation of a GenBank genome assembly. NCBI's taxonomy places the organism in Eukaryota, Metazoa, Cnidaria, Anthozoa, Scleractinia, Poritidae.
AUGAACUGUAGUAUAAGGCUUUUUGUCAUAGUUGUACUUUUGGUACAUUUAACAUGGCUCUGUCAAGUAGAAACCAAACCGUGUCGACCUGGUUUAAUGAUGUGCAAUCGGCGCAAAAAUGGAAAGCGACUUUUUGUCCCUGGACAGGUUUGUGUAACGUAAAAUGUUUAUAACAUAUAUGUAUAGUAACGAUUGCUUUUUCGCAAGUUACUCAUUGCCGGUAAAAUUGUUUUUAUGUUGCUGUAUAGUACAGUCCCUGACUGGUACAGACUAUUAUGUUGCAUUUGAAGUCCACGUGGUCCUGUAAUUGAAACAGAACGAGGUGUUUUACUGGGCUACAGAGAAGUCAGUGAUGUCAUAAUUCAUAAGAAGAGCAAUGAUAUACGAUGAAUACGGGCUUAUUAUUAUCUUCACAGAACAAAGCUGCAAGGUUAUAUUUGUAAAGAUACAGAAAUAUAGGGUUUCUGGCGUUUGAGUCAAUACAAAUAAAUUUCUGCAGCACAAGUGCACUAGACUGGGGUUGGUUCAGUUGAGUUGCAUCUUGGGUAGAAUGAAAAGACAUUUAAUUUUAAGUUUGUCGUUCUUCGUUGUGAUGCAUGCGACCUUUAGUUUAGCUGACGAGGGUGGUGACGUUUGUUCUAUGUAGCCUUCUUACGAUGGGCCAUUUCUAGCCGCUUUUUUAGUGCGACUGGAGCAUGAACUCAGACCAACAAAUCACUGACCAACCAAUGGAAGAAAAGCCUAUAGCGGAUCGACGAAGAUUGUUUUGAGCAUCUUUUUGAUAAAAUUAAUGGGUUUUAGUACCUUAGAUUAAUGUAUUUCUGUCCUAAAAAAAUUAAGAAGGAACGGGACAUAUGCUACAUAGAAAUUCUGACAACGUAAGGUCUUUAUCUCCCGGUGACAUCCUUAAUAUUCACAUAAGCAAAAUUCCACAAAAAACAGCAAAACAUUCAUAUCAAAAUGGUCUUUAAAAAUGUAGCUUAACCACGACAAAUAGCUAAAAUCCAAAAUGGCACUUAUCAAGACUGCUAUUUUCUAAUGACGUUGAAUGCCUUAAGCAGUGGUAUAUGCUCAGCCUACAGUAACAAAACGACGUUGCACAGCACAUUGUCUGGCAAAAAAGGGAAUUAUUUCCUCUUAUGAUAAAGAAGGGGUGCAAAUUUGGUGUGUUCCUUUAGGUGCUAGCACAAAAUGUAUCAUUUAAUUGGGAGCAAUUUAUAAAAGAAUACACUGAUCAUGCCAAAACCUUUUACCAGUUAAUUAAAUAACAACAAAAACUUGUUUUGCCCUUUCGUUGAGUUAUAUGUUUUAAAGGUAUUCUUAAUUAGCCUAAAAGAAGCUCGUCUGCGGCCGCUGUUAUUAUGGCAAUUAUUAGAAUUAUAAUUUUUUCUUAUGUCGGAGAAGGAAGCUGUCACCCAUUGCCUUCACAACAGAGAUGUUACCCCAAGCUCUUUGUUAAGUGUUAAUAAUCAGCAGAAACAAAAGACAAAAGACACUGGGUUAUAAAUUUGGGAAUUCUUGUAACUGCCUUAUUACCCGUAGAUCUAAACCUCUAAACUCUUCACAGAACCAAAUGAGCCGUAGAAUCUUCAUUUCUUUCUUUGUUGCCGUAUUUUUCGUACUACUAUUGUUUAAUAUGACGGAGGCAAGUUCUAAAGACAGAUGUAGGCCGGGCUCCAUGGUUUGCCGCUAUACUGGUCGAAGGGGAAUCAUUACAGGGGUAGGUGUACAAAAUACAAGCGAAGUGGGCAAACUAUGUCUGGACAAAACUGAUCUUGCUAUCAGACCGUGUCAGCGGUCAAGAUUAGCCUGAGACUGAUAUGAGGAAUUAUGCAGAUCUCCAAGGGUGUUAUCCCACUCCACCCGCGGCCUAUGCGGACUAAUUGUAAUGAGCAUAAAGAUCUCUUAUAGUAAGAAAGCAACAUCAAAAUCGUUAGCUAGCCACGUCUACACGUAGCAGUAAUGUGAUUAACAUUUAUAACAUGUAAGUAAAGUGCACGCUCUGAUAAGGCCUCUUUAGCUUCUAUGCUUUGUUUCCCAGUGAAGGUCUCAGGGGAAUUUACCCAUUAAUCCUCUCAUAAAUUAUGCGUACAAAUGCAUGCGAAUAAAAAUUGAAAAAAGAUACAGUUCCCUGGAGUAUCGUCACAUGACACACAUUUUGUUCACAAAACAUACAAGCUAAAAACCUUGCACAUAAAAAAAAGAGGCAAAAAAGCACAACCCAAAUUGAGAUGCUGAGCCGUUCACCAUUUGUUAAUUAAAUCUUUUUUCCACUUAUGUCCCGUCUCUUUUUCCCCCCUUAAAUUCAUGACAGAUAGAGGAUCAGCCUGUUCCAAAAAGACGCCUGACAGCAGAUGACAACGUGCAUUUAACGGUGAGUUUACUGUAAUGUUCAUUUUUCUGCGACUUUAAGAACAGCAUUUUAAAGACAAGUUGCCUUUUAUUUAAACAUUACCUCAAUUAAUAUGGUCCUUAAGUGACACAAAUAAGAUUAAUUAAUUCAAAUUACAGAUUCAAGAUGGUGGAAUUAAACAGUUCCCUCUUCCUAUCUUAAUGACGUCACCUUGACGCCACUGCUAUUGAUGAAGAUUCUCAGUGUGUUGUCAACUUUACAAUCUUGUCAAACACGUUCAUAUCUAUAUUUUUAGGGGAAGGAUAGCAAAGUUCAACAAGAUAAAGCCAAGUGACGACACGUUGUCGCCUCAAGUGAAUUAAUUUGUAUUUUGAUGAUAAAUUGAUGAGUACAGGAGUAUCUUCUUUCUGUUUCAACUUGGUGGCCGUAUCAUGAGUGCUUAAAGUUAGAGAGAGGGUGGGAGGCCUUUGAAGUCCCACGCCAGCUUCAGGAUCAGGGUGUCUAAUGAAGCCGGAUAUUUCAGUGUUGCCAAAAAAAAAAAAAACUAAGACAAAUUGAUUAAACAUUGAGCGUAUAAUCGCAUCUUGUGCACUAUCGGGAGUGGAAGGCUGAACGCGAGUAUAAGUAGAGUAUACGUAAAACAUUCUGUGUUACUCCCUAAUGAUUGUUUUUUCACGCGUAUCCUGAAAUAUUCAUGUUUAUUAUUAUUAUAUUUUUAUUUCUAGAAUCUUAUCGACGAGGAAAACAAAAAAAUUCUGGGAAGAUAA